Scophthalmus maximus (turbot) is the source of this 10870-nucleotide messenger RNA. RefSeq names its product msx2-interacting protein. The record is from RefSeq and is a predicted model, not a curated record. The transcript has 15 exons. NCBI's taxonomy places the organism in Eukaryota, Metazoa, Chordata, Actinopteri, Pleuronectiformes, Scophthalmidae. Bases 270 to 9998 code for a protein of 3242 amino acids. Gene Ontology annotation, cellular component: nucleus. Gene Ontology annotation, biological process: regulation of transcription by RNA polymerase II. Gene Ontology annotation, molecular function: mRNA binding.
CCUUUAGACGAAGUCGCGUGUGUGUGGUGACAGUCGCUGCCUCGUCGGGGCCGCGCACCUCGCACCCUGAACUGCCAGGAGCGAGGCCGACGCGCGUUCCCGUGCAGGGCUCGGGGACGCAGCAGCUAAAGCUACACGGGCAGCGGCCGACGGGCCCAUAUCGCUCACGGAAUCCGCCAUCGUUCAUUUUGUUCAGGAGGACCUCCGACCGGCGCGGAUUAGGAACGUGCCAGAUCAUAUGUGUGUGGAGGGGGGAAGAAUCGCGCACGAUGGUUCGGGAAACCAGACACCUUUGGGUGGGCAAUUUACCCGAACACGUCCGAGAGGAGAAGAUCGUGGAGCAUUUUAAACGGUAUGGGCGCGUGGAGAGUGUUAAAGUUCUGCGGAAGCGAGGGUCAGAGGGUGGCGUUGCAGCUUUUGUGGAUUUUGUGGAUAUCAAAAGUGCGCAGAAGGCUCACAAUGCUGUCAACAAAAUGGGAGACAGGGACCUGCGGACUGACUACAAUGAACCCGGAUCAGUCCCUAGUGCUGUUCGGGGCCUUGAAGACAGCUCCCCCUCGAGCAGUCGAGACGUUACAGGAUUCUCUAGGGGAACAGUUGGUCCAGUGUUUGGCCCACCUGUGUCCCUUCACACCAGAGAGGGACGUUAUGAACGGAGAAUAGAUGGUAGCUCAGAAAGCCGUGAACGUGCAUAUGAUCACAGCCCAUAUGGACACCAUGAUCGCAGUGGCACUUUCGACAGACAGCGUCACUACAACACUGAUUAUUACCGUGAUCGUUCUCUGUUUGCUGCUGCUGGCCAAGGGAGCAGUGCUAUUGGGGGAAGCUUUGAGGCAUCAGACCCACAUUUUGACUCUAGAAUUCGAGACCCCUUCACUCUUACUAAUUCUACACGACGUGACCUGUACAGAGAUGACCGAGGACGGCGAGUUGAUAGAACUUACCACCACCGUCGAAGCCGAUCAUCUCAUUCCUCUCAGUCAAGGCAUCCAUCCCCACAACGGACCACGGGACAAACCCCCAAAACGUCUCACUCGCCCAAAAGAGCUCCCCUGUCCCCCGGGAGAGGCCCGAGGUCUCGGUCUCACAGCAGAUCUUCGAGCUCUGAUUCUGUCAGCAGCACAAGCAGCACGGGCAGUGGCAGUGAUUCAAACAGCAGCUCAAGUGAUGGGUCGCGUGCUCGCUCUGUUCAGUCGUCGGCUACACAUGCUGCUCCCCAGUCAUCUAUGGGGCUUGACUCCGAUGAACCACGCAGAAGCUUUGGAAUUAAAGUGCAAAACCUACCCGUACGCUCCACAGACACAAGUUUAAAAGAUGGACUCUUCCAUGAAUUCAAGAAACAUGGAAAAGUGACCUCAGUGCAGAUCCAUGGAGCUUCGGAGGACCGUUAUGGUUUGGUUUUCUUCAGACAGCAAGAGGAUCAAGAGAAAGCCAUGACUGUCUCCAAAGGAAAGCUAUUCUUUGGCAUGCUUAUUGAAGUCAUUGCCUGGAAUGGACCUGAAACAGAGAGUGAAAAUGAGUUCAGACCUUUGGAUGGACGGAUAGAUGAGUUCCACCCAAAGGCUACGAGGACACUGUUUAUAGGCAACCUUGAGAAGACCACCAGUUAUCAACAACUCCUUGACAUUUUUCAGCGGUUUGGAGAAAUUGUGGACAUUGACAUCAAGAAAGUAAAUGGAGUCCCCCAGUAUGCUUUUGUGCAAUAUUCUGAUAUUGCCAGUGUGUGCAAGGCCAUAAAGAAGAUGGAUGGAGAGUAUCUGGGAAGCAACAGACUGAAGCUUGGUUUUGGGAAGAGUAUGCCCACAACGUGCGUUUGGCUAGAUGGUUUGGCAACCAAUAUAACAGAACAAUACCUCACCCGGCAUUUCUGUCGCUAUGGACAUGUAGUUAAGGUUGUGUUUGACAGAUUGAAAGGCAUGGCCCUAGUCAUGUACAACAACACAGACUUUGCUCAAGCAGCUGUAAGGGAGACCAAAGGCUGGAAGAUUGGUGGCAAUAAAAUAAAGGUGGACUUUGCAAGUCAAGAGAGUCAGAUGGCAUUUUACCGAUGCAUGCAGGCAUCUGGUCAAGACAUCAGAGACUUUUAUGAAAUUCCCACUGAGCGACGAGAGGAACGCAGACCUCCAUACCAUGAAUUUACAGCAGAAAGGGCUUACUUUGAGAAUAUACGAACCCCUGGCCUCUACCCAGAAGAGGCUCGAAGAGAUUAUGCUGCUCGCAGUCGAGAACGGUUUCCUGAAUUGGAACAUUAUCAAGGAGAUCACUUUGACCCACGUUUUCAUGAAGACCCAAGAGACUUCAGGGACUAUAGAGACCCAUUUGAGCAAGACAUCCGAAAAUACACAUAUAUUCAAAGAGAGCGAGAAAGAGAGCGGGAACGCUUUGAGGCUGACCGCAGCAGAUGGAGCCCUUCCCAUCCAAGGCGACCUAUUACUCCGACAGUAUCUCCUUCACCAUCUGAGCGUGCUCCCAGAGACGCAGAGAGACGGGUUUAUAGCCAGUCCUCUGAGCGGAGUGGUAGUGUAAGCUCAAUGUCACCAACACACUUUGACAAAUCGGAAAAGACCCUGCCAGAGCAUUCCUCUAAGAGUGAGAAAAGUGAGCGGAGCAGUCAACCUGAUCGUGUAGCAGUUGCUGAGAAAACCAAACGUGCCAAACGAAAAGAGAAGGGUGACAAAGACAAAACUGAAAAGAUUAAAUCAAGGAAAGCAAAGGGGCAAUCCCCAUCCAACCCAACACCUGAAACUGAACUUGAGACUGGUUGCGAUGGCUCUGGAAAAGGAAGAGCAUCAGACCAGGAUGCUCACGAGAGGCAGAAAUCUAAGGGGGAUAGUGACUCUGUUUCUGUAAAUCAGUUGUCAACUGCUAACCAUGACUCUGUAAAAACAGAACGAUCUGAAAUGAGUAAAGGUGAUAAUUUAGAGAUGGAUGGGAAAAAUCGAGUCAAAAAGCAUCUCAAGUCUGAUUCUGGAAAUGAUGGGAAAGAUUUAUCAGUGGAAUCAGAUCGCCUUGCUGCAAGGAAAAGACGUUUUGCUGAUUCUGGUGGAAGGACUAUUCAUCAAAAGAGAAGCAGGCAUGAGGAUGAGGAUGGUAAUCAGUCCUCUGACCUUGGUACCAGUGCCACAUUUUUGAAAGAGUCAGACGCUGACAAACACAAAGAAUCACAACGAAAAGAUUCAAGAGUCAAAGCUGAUAAAAGUAGCACUCAGAAGGAAAGUCAAGAGGACCCCAGAGGACAAAGAGAGAAGUCGGAGGGAUCUUUGGACACACUGGAGUCAAAGCGACAUCCAGGGCACACUUCAUCCAGAAGGUUUUCACAUGAGGGUGUUGCAGAACAAAGCACAAGAGAACAAGAACAUCAUGCUGCUCUCAGAUUUGGUAGUCAGAAUACUGACACUGACAAAACUGCCAAGAACAAGGAAGACCAUGUUGACAUUGACCUGUCUCAGAGUUACCGCAAGCAAAUGGAGCAAAAUAGACGUUUGCAGCAACAGCAGCGGGAGUCUGAUAAACCUCACAAACCAGAAAGUCCUCAUGGAAGUGAAACGGAGGACUUGGAACAUCGCAGUCUUGUUCAUGAAGUUGGUAAGCCUCCAGAGGAUGUCACAGAUAAUUUUCCAUCUCACAAACUAAAGAAACUAGACCAAUUUGACACAGACUCAGGGAUGAAGAGGGAGCGUGUCUACAGGAGCUUUAGACAAAAAAGUGAAGAAACUGACUGGAACAACACCUCUCCAGGACAUCAGCUCCUCUCUCUCCAUGCAGAUGAGGACUUUGCAGAUCCAUCUCAGAAAGAGUUGAGUAGGAAUGAUGAGAAAAUUCACCCGGAUGUGGAGCUAUUAGUCAAAAGGACACACAACACACAAGUAAACAAACCAAACACCCCUUUGCUAAGUGUGGAAGAAGAGCAGCAAAAGAGAUGGGAGAGUAGAGUCAAACAAGACUUGUUACCUGAUCUGAACUUUUCCAGAAGUCUAAAUAAAAACAUUCACAAUUGCAAGCGUUUGGAGUAUGGUAUUUGGCAUGACUUGGAGCCAGGGGAAGUGCGAUCAGACUCUGAAGAGGACAGGGAGCCUAAACCCCACUCUCCUGUGCCCUCAACAUCUAUUCCUUUUUCUGAGAGGCCAAGGGUUGACAGGUUUUCAGACCCCAAACUAGCACAUCUUGAAAGGAACAAAUUCUACUCCUUUGCACUUGACCAGACCAUCACACCAGAUACAAAGGCUCUGCUUGAGCGUGCAAAAUCUCUUUCAUCUUCCAGAGAAGAUAACUGGUCAUUUUUAGAUUACGAUACUCACUUUGCAAGUCUACGCAACAGAAAAGAUACUGAGAAAGUAGAAUCAACACCGAGACCUACACCUUCCUGGUACAUGAAAAAGAAAAAGAUUCGCAGUGGAUCUGAAGACAAACUUGAUGACAGGAAGGAAGAACCGAAGCCAGAGGAGCAUGAACGGAGGGAACUAUUUGCCUCCCGCUUCCUUCAUAGUCCUGUCUUUGAGCUGGACUCUAGACGACUUCAACACUUGGAACGCAAACAUGAAGAACCUGAGCAUACACAAAACCAACAACCAGGCCACCAAGGAACAGCAGAUGGUGAACUAGAUGCAGGGCCCGUUGUCCUUUUCCAUAGUCGUUUUUUGGAACUCACACGUCUACAACAACAGAAGAAUAAAACCCAACAGCAGCAAGUGGCAAAAGUUGACGACACCAUGCUCACCGAUGACACUAAAGAGGAAAAACCACCAGUUCAAGAGCAGCAAGCUUUGCAGUCACCUGUAACAACAGGAUCUAUCAUGGAGCCAGAAAUUAAACCCAUCAGUCCUGCUGAAGAGCUAAUUUCUGAACCUCGACUCACACCUACUUCUGUCACCCAAUCUGUGGCCAAGGAUAUUUCUCCACCAGAAGACAAAUGUGUUGCAGUAAAUCAAGUCCAUGAUCCAUAUCCCCCUGUGUCUUUCAUAAAGGAAGAGGUGAAGGAAGAGAUAAAAGAAAGUAAACCUGUUGUUACCAUGCACCACCCACUAGCUGAAACAUCUCAUUCAGAACCUGUACCCAUUGCAGCAUCCGAACCCAGAGAUUCAGGGGAUAGAUGUAAACUUUCUCCUCCUGAAGGGAAAUUGGAUUUGGUUACUGAGGAUGUAAAACCUUUGCUCACAGAACAACCAUGCCACAGCAAUUCUCAUGAUGAGCUUAUCAAAUUAGAACCAGAGCUGGAUCUUGAGAUGACACAACCAGAAGUGCCUGAAGCCACUAGUCCCAUAUCAUCAAAUUUUCUAGAGGAGAGGGAUGUAGUCAAGAAAGACACACAUUCCAUUAGUAAAACAGAGCCUGAGGGAGAAAAGCAAAGCAUUAGUAAAGUGCAGAUGCAUUUUGAUAAUGACAAAAAUGAUGAGCCAGUGUCACCUCAAAAAGAGCAUAAAACAAAAGAACUGAAACAUAAAAAGUGCAAACAAUUCCAUGCUCAAGUGACUCCUGUUCCUGUCAUGGCAGCCUCAGGUUCUGAGAAACAAGCUACACGCAAGAGUGAGCGCAUAGACAAAGAGAAACUCAAACGUGGAUCCUCCCCAAGAGCAGAAUCCAAAUCCACAAGCAAAUCUCCUAUUCAUGGAUCAGACACUGAUAUGUUAGAGCAGAGCAUAUCAUUGGGAAGGGCCAGACGAAGAAAUGUUAAAUCUGUGUAUGCCACCCCAGUUGAAGAUGAUACACCAGCUCGUUCUGGAAAGGAAAUUACAGAGUCACCACGCUCUGCACGAAAACGAGGUACAGACAAAGAGGCAACACAGCAACAAAACAUUGAACAGGAUCCACCUCCUCCAACUCCUGCAGCUAAACGGGGCCGUCCUCCCAAAAAUCGCAGACAAGUUGAUGAUAGUUCAACUGUUAAAGUAGAAAAAUCUAAAAUGGAUAACAAAGAAACUGAUUCAAAUGAAUUAGAAAGUGGUGACCGAAUUCCAAAAGUGUCAAAAGGCAAAACAUCCCCUCACGUCACAAAGAGCUCAACAAAUCAGAUGUCCGCAGCCCAAGGAUCUGGAUCAACAAGAAAGGGAGACAGAACUGAGGGGACUGAGGAUGACGAUGACGAAAUGGAUUACACUGAAGAUACCUUGGCAUUGCAAGAUUUGUCAACUUCAUGUAAAGAAGAUCCAUCAACAAAUGUUGACCAAACAAAAGAGGAGAAAGACAAACAGGGCAGAGAAUUGGGCCAGGACAAAGAUGUUCUCCAGGAAAAGGUUUGUGAAGGUAAAUCAGUUGGAGCAGAGACAGAUUCCUCGGCCUUAGAAGAGAAUACCCCUUUGGAAAGGAUUGGUAGAGGUAAAACCAAAUUGUCAAGGACACCAAAGUCUCCUCUCCUCAAGAACCUCAAAAUAAGACUAAAUGUCACAGAGGUGAAAGACCUUCUCCAAUUAGGGGAUGAUGAGCUUGGGAAUCAAGAAGAUUCUUCAAGUUCAAAGUUCAAACCUGGUGAACACACUGAUCACGUUUCUAAGUGCGCUCAUGUCAACAAAGAAGACUCCAAAAAUGAAGACAGGGAAAAUGCUACUUUGGAAAAGGAGGACCUAGAAACAUCAAAAAGCGGUUUUUCACAGGAGCUGGAAUUGGAGCAGGCUUUGAAGAUAAUUGCAAAUCCAGAUUUUCCAGCAGAACUACAGACACCAGCUGUUCCACAGACAGAAGUAAAAGGUAACUCGGAUGAAGAAAAACCUUCCAAUCCUGCUAGCGAGACAGAACUCAUGGCUGCUAUUUACUCUAUAACCCCUGAUGAUACAGCCGUAUCCAUAACCCAGCCGCCUCCACUAAGAACUGAAGUGGGUUCUGAGCCUGAGAUGCAAGACUUAAUUCAGCCUGCCAAGGAAGAUGAACCUGAAACAAAUACAUCCACAAUACAGGAGGAACCUGUCUUUCAAACAACACCAAAAAAGGGCCCCAAGGUAAAACCUAAAGCACCUAAACGUCCUAAAGCCCAAAAGCAAGGAAGAAAGGAUUCGAACGACGGGCAUUCGGUUAAUGAGGAACUGAAGGCUACAAUAGGAGAGAGUAUAGCUCCUGGUGUAAAGAUUGUUUCUGAGACAACUCCAUUAGCAGCUGCUACAGUUAUUACUCCUACUACCUGGAAGCCAGACCCUGAACCCUCAGCUGUCAAGGCUACAGAUGUAAAUGCAGAGUCAGAAUCAUCUUCUGAAGAACAAAUUCAACAUCUUAAAUCUGUUUAUCCCCAGUCUAAGAGUCCAAUAUGCCCAAAGCCUUUGCAGCUGCCGCCUGAGUGCAUUACUCCUUCGCUGUCUCCACUAGCUAAUAGGCCAAAUAUAAGACCCAUUCAAACAAGUAGAAUUUCUGUUUCUCCACCAGAUUGGCACCACCAGUCUAAAGAUGCAGGUGUCUCCCCUUCUCCUAUCAUGCCAUUGCCUUCAAAGGAAAACCAGCCUAUACCUUCAGACUCUGAAAAAAUGGAAACUGAACAUGGUACAAGUGACUUGAGACAGAUACUCAUGAAACACAAAAAUAUUUCACUGUCAGGCAGCAGUUCCAUUUCUAGUAAUCUUCCAUCCCUCCGAGAUCACAACCCAUCUGAAAGUAACACGCCAUCAGCUGUUGUGCCAAACAAGUCACCACUACCCGACAGUAGAAUGGCUUCUCAUUCAGCCCCGUCUGUUGUUCGACCUCCAGCCACACUACCAUCCCCUGAGACAAAGUCUGUGAUCUCUGUUAUUGCAUCCACUGCAACCUCUGUUAUUAGUCGUGUUUGUAACCCUCCUGAGCCUGAAGACAAAGUAAACAUGAAUAUGGGAAAUCAGUGUAUGGACAUGACUCUACCCAAAUCUACUUAUAGGCCCAGUAAGGACGAAACCGGAUCAUACCAUGGACAAUCUGUUGGUGAUGAAGGGGGAAGUACUGCGCGUUUCAUUGUCGAGAGCCCCACUCUUGGUAUGGGAUCUUGCCCUGGACUAAGGGUAAAUACAUCUGAAGGAGUGGUCGUUCUGAGCCACUCAGGCCAGAAAACAGAGGGACCUCAGAGGAUUAGCGCAAAAAUAAGUCAGAUCCCACAAGCAACAGCGGGUGACAUGGAAUCUCAGCAGUUGGUGUCCAUGCCCCAGAUAAAACAGGAAAUGUAUGGUCAUUCUCAGUCAGGACUUCAAAAAGGGCCUUCGUUGCAAACAGAUCAUGGGCAUCCUGGUAAGCCACAGUCAGCCAUGUCUAUUAAACAAGAAAGCUGUGGUUUAGAAAAGAUGGAAUCUGCUUACCAGUCUGGAUCUCAAGGAGUAGUGAAGCGUCUCACACCGGGUAACCAGCAAGUAUUGAGUUACCAUCAAGACUACAUGCCAUUAAAACAUCAAAAGAAAAUGGACAGUGCUGAUUCUCAUGGUACAGAUGGAGCUAAACCAUCUUGGACCUCUGCUAUAAGUCCAGCAAUUAGCCCUCAUUUGCCUUCCCCACCUGGCAAUCAUGUAGGUUUUGUUUCAGCAGCUGGUGACAGAGCCCCUUCACAUCUCAGUGGGGUCAAACAGGAACCACGAUCUCCACGCAAGUCAGGUCAUCCACACUCUCCAUUUACUAAAGUGUCUUCACCCAUUGGCUCCUCAUCACCCAAGGGCCUACCAGUGAUGUUACCCUCUGGCCUUCCUGCCAUGCAGCAGUUUAUUACUGGUGUACAUCACCCUGAGCAGUCAGUUAUCAUGCCACCUCACAGUGUGCCUGGAGGCUUGGGCCGAAUGUCUCCGCACUGUGUUACCCAAUCAAUUCCAGUGGGCCAUCUUGUCCAAGAUGUCCGCGUCAAUACUCCACCUCUCUCUGUGAUGAGCUAUGGGAUGCAUAGUGAGCCAAUGGCAUCUCCCUGGUCUGGUCCCAUGCAGCCGCGACCCACCUCACCCCAGACUGUUGGCAGAGAGAAGGUUGUCAAGGUGAAUCCCGGUUCUUUGAGGAGUCAUGAGGGGGAACAGGAAGAAGCCAGACACUUCCAUAUGGCAGGAAGACAAUCAGCCACACCGUUAAAACCAGACCCUAUGCAGUCAGAUCAUCGUGGGUCUUUGCGGAGUAGUGUCCAGUUGGAAACAUUCAUGGUACAGAGAGAUAUGCGCGUACUCUUGCAUCAACAGGGGGAGCGUUCAGCCACUGACCCACAUUCUGGACACAUUCAAGAGUCCCACCCCCCCUUGUCUCCAAGAUCACAUGUUUUGACUAAAAGUGUGUCUGAGAAGGAUAUGACAAAGCCAUUAGAGGCAAAGCGGCCUCACUCCCCUCUUCCUAAAGAUGGAGUGAUGGGCAUUCGACAACCUGGGCCAGCAAUGGCAUCUCCCCAGAGAGUUCAGCUAAUGCCACCUGGACCCAGUGGUUCAUUCCCAGAGUACCCGGGGAUGUACUCAAACCCAAGAGGCAUCCAUUCUCAAAUACCAGAGACGUCUCCUGUUGGACUUAACCAACCACCGCUGAGCGUCACACCAACUAUGGGUUCAGAACCCCAGGCAAAACCAGAUGGCAAGAUGUCGCAGCCUGUUAAUAUGGUGCAGUUGCUCACGAAAUACCCCAUUGUGUGGCAAGGCCUGCUGGCUCUUAAGAAUGACACAGCUGCUGUCCAACUGCAUUUUGUCUGUGGCAACAAAGCUUUGGCUCAUCGAUCACUGCCCCUACAAGAAGGAGGCGCACUGCUAAGGAUUGUCCAGAGGAUGAGACUAGAGGCUUCACAACUGGAGAGUGUAGCCAGAAGAAUGACUGGGGACAGUGACUUCUGUCUUCUCCUUGCUCUACCAUGUGGACGAGAUCAAGACGAUGUCCUAAACCAAACUCAAGCUCUUAAGGCUGCUUUUAUCAACUACUUGCAGACAAAGUUGGCUGCAGGUAUCAUCAAUAUCCCUAACCCAGGUUCCAAUCAGCCCGCCUAUGUGCUACAGAUUUUCCCACCAUGUGAAUUUUCUGAGAGCCACUUAUCCCAGCUCGCCCCCGACCUCCUCAACAGGAUCUCCAGCAUCUCACCACACCUCAUGAUUGUCAUCACCUCUGUGUAACCUUCACUGCUGGGAACUGUCCCACGGAUGAAUGUUCUCGCCGAUGAGCCUCAGGAAACCAGAGGAAUAUGAGAAUAUUUUUUUCCUGAACACAGUGGGAAUGUGUAGAUCAACUCUUUUUUUCUUUCACCGGCCCGUUUUUUUUUUUUUUUGUUUGUUUUUGUCACUCCUGUCUGGUAUGUUUGUCCUUCUCAAAAGAACUCAGGGAUGGACCAAACCAGAAUCAGUCUUAUUUGACCAUUUCUCUGCUGUAUUUCUAUUUAUUGGAGUUUUAUUUUAAUGUUCGGAGAUGCUUUGAAGAGAAAAAAAAUCAGGAUGUUUGAUGAACAAGAGUGACUAUUUGGGUGGCCUUUUUCUUUGAUAGUCAUAUUCAUUUCUUCACAAGAGCGGAUCGUAGAGGCCGCAAUGGCUAAAAAAAACCCAAUUUCAAUGUGUGAUUUUAAAUAUGUACAGACUUCCUCAGCCAGGCCAUCUUUAGAAGAGGAAGAAUGAACUUGUAAAACUAUGGAGACCUUGUAGAGGACCACGUUAUUUUAACUGCUCCUUUAAUUCCACCAGCUCUGCUCAUCUUCUCACACUACUGACACAGUUAAGCCUCUGGUUACACCUUUGCAUUGAACAAGCUACACUAUGAUUUGGGAGUUUGAAUACAGGACUAUGUAAAUAUUUUAAAUAUUUAAACUUUGACUAUGGAACUUGGACAACAGAGAUUUGAAUUCUGGGGGAAUACCAGAACACCGUGUGGAAAUGUAGAUGGAUAUCAUUGACUUGUGGGUGUAAAUACUUGUAACUCAAGAAGGUUGGCAAACUCCAAUGGAGUCUGCUGACGGCACUUCAUAUUUUGUAACUCAAAUAAAACAAACUCCAGAAAA